This is a messenger RNA of Trametes versicolor FP-101664 SS1, 462 nucleotides long. RefSeq lists its product as uncharacterized. Lineage: Eukaryota; Fungi; Basidiomycota; Agaricomycetes; Polyporales; Polyporaceae. The coding region runs from base 1 to 462 and encodes 153 amino acids. The transcript is spliced from 5 exons. The record is from RefSeq and is a predicted model, not a curated record.
AUGGAGAUUCCAUACCUCCCCUGGCGGUCGUCGUGGAAGCACAGCAAAGCCAUACAGUUCCUGAAUCUGAUUGGACCUGCCGUGUUCACUACCCUGCGGAUAUACGUGCUGUCAGGAAAGAACAGGAUCCUGGGUGGAGUGGCCCUGGUUCUGAGCAUGGCACCCUUCCUCAUCAAUGCGAGCACUGCAUACCAGCAACCUCCCAUCAACCUCCCUGCACCACUGAACUGUGCUGCCACCAACACAGCCAGCAGGAGCCUCAUCAUUGGUGGCAAACUGCAGGCAGGCUCCGCUGAGCUCCCAGAAUACCUUGGUGUUAUUGGGGGCUCAAUCCGCUCGUCCCAUGACAAUGCGGAAGACCUGCAAUCCCUCGAAUUUGCGCCACCACAGGAGGAGGAGCACCAGCCCGAGCUGGAAGGAGAAAUUCAGGAGAUUAGGAGAGAUGGAGGGUUUGUGGCCUAA